Molecule: messenger RNA, 1239 nt
Organism: Diabrotica balteata
Lineage: Eukaryota; Metazoa; Arthropoda; Insecta; Coleoptera; Chrysomelidae
Source: the annotation of a GenBank genome assembly
UACAGAAGCUACGGACACAGAAGAUACCGGCAUCCGGUGAUAUCGAAAGUGUUUUAACAGAAUUUAGAUAAAUAUGUUGUACAAACUGGUGGUGGGCGCAUCGGCCUUGAUGGCCCUUUCACUUCUGAGUAUAGAAGCCGCCCAGCUGCAAGGAGUUGCAAGAAAUAAUUCCAGAAGAGGUAUCUGUACCUUGGAAGUUCCUACUAUUGACCUCAUUCCUGUAGAAGACAGACAUGGCGUUAUUCCUAAAGGAAAUGGAUCCCGGAACGGAUACAGCAAAAUAGACGUCUGCUGUACUGGAUAUGAAAGAGUUCCAAGAACCCACUUGCUUUGUGAGCCUGUCUGUGAUCACUGUGAGAAUGGUAACUGCACAUCUCCUGGUCAUUGCGAAUGCAAGCGAGGAUGGAUUCAUGAUCCCUACCAUAAAGACUGCAUCCCUACUUGUCCAGAAAGGUGUCUGAACGGUGUCUGCACCAUCACUGGCCAAUGUUCCUGUAAUGCCGGAAAUACACUCAGCUCCAACGGAAAAUACUGCCUCCCUCACUGUAGCGGAGGUUGUGGUGUUGGUGGAAACUGUGUAGGUCCUGAAACUUGCGCUUGUGACAAAGGUUUCUCUUUAGAUGCAAGAACCCGCAAAUGCAACUAUCAUUGCGAAGGAGGCUGUGGAGAAGGAAGCUGCAUUGGACCAAAUCAAUGUUCUUGCAAACCAGGAUAUAGACAAGCUGGACACUCUUGUGUACCAGAUUGCCCAAGAGGAUGCCACAAUGGAGAUUGUGUAGCACCAAACAGAUGUUCCUGUAAAGCUGGAUGGGCUUUGGAUGGUACUGGAACCGUUUGUACCCCUCACUGCAAUCAACCUUGCCUCAAUGGUGACUGUAUUGCUCCCAAUCAAUGCAAAUGUAAAGAAGGAUACAUUGAAGCUCCACACUCCGUUAGAAGCCAGACCUGCGUAGCUCACUGUCCAGGAGGUUGCCCUAAUGGCUCUUGUACAGCCCCAAAUUUCUGUAUUUGUAACCCCGGCUUCGUAAAAGAACGUAAAGGAAGCAACAACUGUGUUAAAAGAUUCAAGAGAUCAUUGAUGCACAUGGAGUUGAUUCCUGAAGCAAUUUUACAAGGACUGUAAACUGUUAGUUUGUAUAUUUGUUUGUGACGAUAUUUUUUAUUGUAAAUUUUGAGAUUUUGUACAUUUUGAUGUAUUUUAAAAUAUGAGACUUUUAAUAAAGUUAUAACGAAGUUGAA